Tachyglossus aculeatus (Australian echidna) is the source of this 3067-nucleotide messenger RNA. RefSeq names its product MAP7 domain containing 2 (gene MAP7D2). Gene Ontology annotation, biological process: microtubule cytoskeleton organization. Lineage: Eukaryota; Metazoa; Chordata; Mammalia; Monotremata; Tachyglossidae. The record is from RefSeq and is a predicted model, not a curated record. Gene Ontology annotation, cellular component: microtubule cytoskeleton. Bases 76 to 2292 code for a protein of 738 amino acids. The transcript has 18 exons.
CAUUUAAACUGUACUUAAACCGAUUCUGAAAUAAAUCUUCAAACAUCUGUCUCUUACGCAAGCCGAUAGGCAGGUAUGGAUGGGUUUUUGAAAAGCGAUGAGAGACAAAGACUCGCCAAGGAGAGAAGAGAAGAACGAGACAAAUGUCUGGCCGCCAGGGAGCAACAGAUCCGAGAGAAGGAGAGAAGAGCCAAGUUGCAGUACGAAAAACAAAUCGAAGAGAGAUGGAGGAAACUAGAAGAACAGAGACAGAGGGAGGAUCAGAAGCGGGCAGCCGUGGAAGAGAAAAGGAAACAGAAGCUCAGAGAGAAUGAGGAACGCUUAGAAGCCAUGAUGCGGCGGUCUCUUGAGCGAGAGCAGAAGAGAUGGUCUUGGGGAGGAGCGCUCGCUUCGGGCUCCGGAGGCAGAGACGGUGUAGCAGAAAAUUCCCCACCCUCUCUCCUAGGUGUAGCUGCCAACACCCUUCCUCCAGACCCUGUGACCUCUUCUUCUUCUACUGCCGCUGCUGCUGCUGCUUGCGAGCCCCACAAUGCUUGUGACAAACUUUCAGCCUCCACCAUGAAUCUGCCCAAGCAGACGGAGUCACCCAUCAGUAAACGCCUCUCGGCUUCUACGGCAGCAAUUCCCUAUUCCCCUGACAGAGCUCACCGCAUGCACCUUAGUCCAAUGGAAAACUUGCUUGUUAUGCGACUGUUGACUCCCACACAAUCGUCUUUAGCCAGAAGCAGAAGUACCCUCAUGCUUUCUAAGCCCUACAGUGAUUCAGAUCCAGGCAGCCCUCUUAAAUCUCCCUACAAGUCUUCCCCAACCCGAAGCUCUGAGAGAAGGAAAACGACGUCUGCGUCCGGCUCAGCCGACGGCCUCAAAGGAGCUUCUGCGGCCCAAACUUCACCGGCCGAGAAGGUUAAAAGAGAGAAGCGACCCAUGACCCCCAUUUCUCCCUCAGGCCUGGGAUCGCCACUAAAAAGAUGUGAUUCUCCCGGUGGCUUGUCAAAGAGAUCCUCCUCGCCGGCCACACCCAAGUCGGCUUCGAAGACCUUGCCUCAGUCUCCCAAAACCAUGAAACCCUACGCAGGAUCUCCUGCAAAAUACCGCUCCUCCUCUACCUCCACCCAAGAGACCCCCAAGAAGAAAGCAGACAAAGAGAGAGCUAAUAAAGAAAAGGAGGAGGUUUCCGGACGAAAAGGGCCUCAGGGCAAAGAGGCUGCGGAAAAACACACCGUGGAGAAGCAUAUUCCCGAAAAACAAGCACUUUCUCCAGGAAAGACCGACAGUGGCGAAGGGAAGCUCUCCGCAGGAACGACUGAUGCGGAAGAAGCUUCCAAAAUCCUGGCGGAGAAGAGACGCCAGGCUCGUCUGCAGAAGGAGCAAGAAGAAUUGGAAAGGCAGGAGAAGGAAGAGCGUGAGAGACUGGAGAAGGAGGAACUGAAGAGAAAGGCCGAAGAAGAAAGAAUCCGCCUGGAGGAAGAAGCUCGGAAGAGAGAAGAAGAGAGAAAGCGGAAGGAGGAGGAAGAUCUGAGGAGGGCGGAAGAGGAAGCCAAGAGGAGGGCUGAGGAGGAACAGAUGUUAAAGGAGAAGCAAGAAAAAGAACGACAGGCCAGGAUGGAGAAACAGAAGGAAGACGCCGAAGCCAGGGCCCGGGAGGCUGUGGAGCAGAUGCGCCUCGAACGGGAACAGAUCAUGUUCCAGAUUGAGCAGGAGCGCCUGGAGAGGAAGAAGAGAAUAGAUGAAAUCAUGAAGAGGACACGGAAGGGUGAUGUCUUGCCAGAGGUGAAGAAGGAGGAGCCUAAGCUGGAGAUUCACCCCAUUUUGAGUGAAGAAGAUAAAUCUGAAGCAGCCGUCCACGAGAAAAUAGAAGUGAACGGAUUGAUUCCCUGCCAGGAGAUGAACAGCGUGGGAGGCCCCUGUUCCGACGCCGUAUCCCAAGAGCGGUUUUCCAAUGGGCUGAAGCCCGAAGUGGGGCUUAUCCAGCUGGAAGCCUUGGGCGGGAAGUCACCCAGCCUGGAAGACUCUGCCGAUGACGUUCAGUCAAUGGAUGUCAGUCCCGUCUCCAAAGAAGAACUCGUCUCCAUUCCCGAAUUUUCCCCGAUGAACGAAAUGAUUCCCGGAGGCUCUCUGGACCCAAACGGCACGAGCAACGCCAAGGCUAUCGCCGAGCUCUUAGAUUUCACCGGCCCCCCGCCGUUCUCCAAGAGACCCAGUGAAAACCUCAGCCUGGACGACUGCAACAAAAACCUGAUCGAAGGAUUUAACAGUCCGGGGCAGGAAACUACGCUCAACACCAUCUGUUGACGCGUGAAAUGUCCUGGAUUAGAAAGAGGUAGUAUUUUGUCAAGGAAAUACUGACCGCAUUGCCACUGCUGGCCAAAACCUCGACUUAUUACUCUCAAAAGAAGCUUCUGCAGACCUCGUCCCCGAGAUUCCAAAUAAUCAGAGUUGAAAAGCAGCAGCGUCUUCCCUCAGGACGUGAAAAAGGGACUGGCCAUUCUUGGCGGCAACUCUGAGCCUCUUAAGUGUCGAGGAAAGUUUCAUUGUGUUUUCUCAACUUGCGCGCUUCUGCCGCUCCUAACCUGCCUAAUGUAUUUCUCUCUUACCGUAGUUCCGUCAAACUUGCAUCCCGGUGGCUUAACUCGUGACUUUUCCCUUGUCCGUCACCCCGCCGGCACCGUAACUGGAAUCGCCGUAUUAUCUGGAGGUUUUCCUGUAAAUCCCCUGACAUCUGUCCACCGUUGAGAUGUCGUGGGCCGAGCCGUGCACCCGACUCAGGUCGGGGUUUUCCCUUUGCAGGCUGACGGUUGCACGGUGUCACCCGGGGGGAGACGCGACUUUUGAAGCCAAGCCGCUGCUGUCGUCGAGGCCUUUCUGACUGCUGAUUAGGACUUUGCCGUUUGUGAUGGUCCAGGAACCGAAAAUCAUCUUCUUUCCACCAGAAGGAACGUGCAGCGACCGUUGUUUCCCAGGGUUUGGCUGUCAACGGGGCUUGGGCAAAGCAUCGUGACAGAGAAGCAGCAUGGCGUAGUGGGAAAGAGCACAGGCCUGCCCCGGAUCUGCUGUGUGACCUUGGCCA